This is a messenger RNA of Arabidopsis thaliana (thale cress), 845 nucleotides long. RefSeq lists its product as uncharacterized. Gene Ontology annotation, biological process: defense response to other organism. The record is from RefSeq and is marked reviewed. Gene Ontology annotation, cellular component: membrane. Lineage: Eukaryota; Viridiplantae; Streptophyta; Magnoliopsida; Brassicales; Brassicaceae. The transcript has 2 exons. Bases 76 to 771 code for a protein of 231 amino acids.
GAUCAAAAACCACACAAAGAAGUCCAUUAAAGCUUAAAGAGAAGAAACCACGCAUAGCAAUCUAAAGUCUAAACGAUGCAGAAGAAGGACGAAGCAACGAUGAAGAAGAAUGGACCAACGACGAAGAGGGAAGAACCAACGAAGAAGAAGACAGAAGCCAAAGAAGAAGGCGCGGCGGCGUCAAAACAUAGUCGCGUUGUUUAUUCAGACAAGUCUCGUUGUUUAAGCAAAAAUGGAAAAACAAUCAUCUACUUCGGCGUGCCCGCGGCUUUAAUUUUACUCAUAAUCUGUGUCUUUGCCUUCAACUACAUAGCAAUCCAACCGCGAGUUCCACGGUUCAUGCUCGAGGAUCUCUACGUUGAUCCCCUCUCAAACACAAGUGUAAUUGUGAAACUGUCAUCGACCAACCCAAGCUACAAGUCAAGUGUUUACUACAGAAAAAUAAGUCUACACGUCCUAGUCGGAGAAAAAUUCGAGACAGAGAGUGUUUUUUUGCAAAGCAGGCGUCAGGAGCCUCGUACAGUUAGGCUUUGGACAGCGGUCAUAGCAAACAAUAACGACAACGGUAAGCCGACCGGGGCUUUUCUUGUGAGACACGGUAUGUACUACGGUCACGUUAUAGCCGAUAUAGUGUUCCAAUGGAAGAGUGGGAUCUUCUCGUUCAAAGAGUUCGGUUUGCACGUAAGAUGUCCGGUUCUGCUCAGAUUGGAAGAUUUAAGCUCCGCAACUAUCAGAGCAGGGUCCACUUGUUCUCAACACUUCCAUCUUUAAUGCUUAUGUCUAAGAAUUUUGAACUCUUGAUACAUACAAAACAUAUAUUGGAAUAAUAUAUAUGACCUUUCUUU